This is a messenger RNA of Entrophospora sp. SA101, 1890 nucleotides long. Lineage: Eukaryota; Fungi; Glomeromycota; Glomeromycetes; Entrophosporales; Entrophosporaceae. The record is from the annotation of a GenBank genome assembly.
AUGUUGUCAGAUAUUUUUUAUUCGUCAUUUCAAGUAUUGAACUUGGUUGUGACAACCUCUGGUACAUUAUGUAUUUUAUCAACCUGGGGAUGGGUAUUUUCUACUCUCAUUUCGGUUUUCUUUAUUGAUUGUAUUGCUAUAAACUUACAAGUUAUUUUUCUACACGAAUAUGAAGGUCGACGUGAUUUAGAAAAAUACUAUUUUAUACUUCCAAGUGUGUUUGCUUUGACUUUAUCCUUACUUCCAUUGACACAAGAUAUGUACGGUUUUGAUAUACCUGAACAGAUUUGCUGGUAUCGUUAUUCCGGAACAACAUUAAGUAUUGUAUGGCAAUGGUCAACUUUGUUUAUUUGGCAACAAAUUUCUGUGUUAUAUUGUAUCAUAAUACUGUUCGCCGUCACUUUAAAAUUACGUUAUGCGUCUUCGCAAUUUAAUAAAGCAGGUACACUUAUAACAUCGGUGGUUAGAAAGGUGUUGUGGUUUCCAGUAGUUCCUCUGAUCAGUCAAACUCCAACUUUCUUGGCUGAAACCGAUAUGUAUUUUAGUAAGAGCAUUAAAUAUGAACUAUUACUGUUUGGUUUUGUUGCUGCUUCGAUUCAAGAUUCAAUUGAACUUGAUAUGAUGGUAUUAAACAUUAAUGACGAGAAUGACGAUGACAAUAACGAAAUAAUCACCAAUAAAAAGCCAACAACAACAAAUAAUAUUAGUAAUGAGAUAGAUCAACAAGAUCAAGAGCGAUUUUCAUCAUCCAAUUUAUCUAAUCCGCUUUUAAUUCCAAAGCCAUCCUUAGUUGAAACAUUAAAAUACCAUUUGUUAAUUCGUCUAUUUGAUCAACCAAAAAAUCUUGACGAAUUUGUUAUUAGCUUCGUGCAAACAUCAACAACAUCAACCGUCAAUAACAAUUUAAAAAACACUUAUUCAAAAAGAGGCAAUGUCGAAAUAAUAAAUUUAAAAAAAACAAGAAAAUCAUCAAGUAUAGAAAUUCCAUCUUCUUCAGACUCGAUAAAUAACAAUCAUGAUGUUGCAGUCACUGGACAACCACAAGAAGAAGAACAAAACAAAAAGAACGAAGAAAAAGAAAACGCCAAUCCUACCAAGAUAAUAAAUUCUAAUAAUAAUGAUGAUAAUGAUGAUGAUGAUGGUGAUAUAAUAACAAAUAAAUCUUUCUCGCACUUAAAUCAUAAUAAAAAUACAUCAAAUUCAAUAAGCUCAAUCAAUUCGUCUAUUUAUAGUAGUUGUUAUAGCGGUAAUAGUAUAAGAGGUUCAAAUCAACCCGUCAACAAAACCAAUAAUAAUGAUAAUAUUCAUAUUCAAUUUACGGCAGUAAAUGAAAAUACUAAUUAUGAUGGAAUAACUAUUAUUAAUAUUGAUAAAGUUGAAGAUAUUGUUGAAAAUAAUAAUAAUAAAGAAAAAGAAGAUAACGAUGAUGAUGGUGAUGAUAGUAAAAUUAAUGAAAUUAUAGAAAUUAUAAGUAAUUCUCGUAAUGAGGAUAAUAUUAAUAAGGUUAUUCAUGGCUCUGUUGUAAUGCCAUUGUUGGGAAACGCGACCAUAAAAGCUGAGCUUGGACGUAGUAGUUGGAAGUUAUUACAUACAAUGAUGGCAAGAUUUCCUGAACAUCCUACAGAAGAUCACAAGCAAGCAUUAAGAAGUUUUAUUUAUUUAUUUGGUAGAUUAUAUCCUUGUGGUGAAUGUGCCACAGAGUUUCAAGAAAUUCUUAGUAAAUAUCCCCCCCAAGUAUCAUCAAGGGAAGCUGCAUCUCAAUGGGCAUGUGCUGUUCAUAAUAUUGUUAACAAAAGGUUAUAUAAAAAAAUAUUUGAUUGUGGAUUAAUUGCUGAAAAAUAUAAAUGUGGUUGCGAUGAUGAUGGUGGUGAUGGUGAAAUAAUGAAAUAA